Medicago truncatula (barrel medic) is the source of this 2366-nucleotide messenger RNA. RefSeq names its product KH domain-containing protein HEN4. NCBI's taxonomy places the organism in Eukaryota, Viridiplantae, Streptophyta, Magnoliopsida, Fabales, Fabaceae. Gene Ontology annotation, molecular function: RNA binding. The record is from RefSeq and is a predicted model, not a curated record. The coding region runs from base 168 to 2018 and encodes 616 amino acids. The transcript is spliced from 7 exons.
CGCGCUCACUAUCUCAUCUUCCCUCUCGCAAUCUCUGCAACUGCUCUCAUAAACUGAAACAACACAACACAACACAACAAACAAACAAAACAUUAAGGUUGCUGUCGUCACUCAGCGCCGCCAUAAUCAUUUAUUACAAAAAAAACUGAAAACUAUCAUCAAUCACUAUGGGAAGCAACACUGAAGAAUCAUCAUUCACUACCUUCAAGCGCAAUAACGGCCACGUCGUCUUCCGUCUCCUCUGCCACGCGUCACGUAUCGGCGCUUUCAUCGGAAAAUCCGGCUCCGUCAUCAAAUCCCUUCAACAACUCACCGGAGCUAGGAUCCGAAUCGACGACGCGCCGGUCGACUGUCCGGAGCGUGUCAUCGUUGUCAUCGUUAAUCUCAACGGCGAUGGAGAUGUUUCUUUAAACCCACAGGAGGCUUUGUUGAAGGUGUUUGAGAGGAUUCUUGAUGUUGCUGCUGCGGAGAGUGAUGGAAAUGGUGUUGGUGAUAGGGUGGUUUCUUGUAGGUUGUUGGUGAAUGCUGGUCAGGCUGGUGGGGUCAUUGGUAAAGGUGGGAUGGUUGUGGCUAAGAUUAGGGCUGAUACUGGUUGUAGGAUUAGGGUUUUGAAUGAUAAGUUGCCGGCUUGUACUAAACCUUCUGAUGAAAUCAUUGAGAUACAAGGCAUUGCGUCAUCUGUAAAGAAGGCCCUCGUUGCUGUUGCUGGACGUCUUCAAGAUUGUCCUCCACUUGACAGAACAAAGAUGAUGGGAACCAGACCUUAUGAAGCAUUUCAAAAUGAAACUUCUGCUGUUCCACAUGAGGGUUUAACUGAUCUGAAUAUGGAUUUCCGUCUGCAGAGGAGCUCUGCAAUAUCCACUUCAUCCAUUAGGUCUAAUGGUGUCCCCUCUAAAAGUCAUCCGUUGUCAGUUGAAGAUAACAGAGUCUCAUCUCUGGAUCCGGAAGCACUUAAGCAGGAAGUUACCUUUAGAAUUCUUUGUUCCGGUGAUAGGAUUGGUGCUGUACUUGGGAAAGGUGGCAGUAUUGUAAAAGCUCUUCAGAACGAAACAGGGGCUAAUAUUAGUGUUGGUCCUCCAGUAGUUGAGUGUGAGGAUCGGCUAAUUACUAUUACUGCUUUAGAGAAUCCCGAAUCAAGAUUUUCUCCAGCGCAGGAGGCUGUUGUGCUUGUUUUCUGCAGGUCUAUUGAGUGUUGUAUUGAGAAGGUGGUAGACUGGCGAUCAAACAAGGAGUCAUCUGUCACUGCACAGCUAGUAGUCCCAUCCAACCAAGUGGGUGUUUUGUUAGGGAAAGGUGGAGCAAUAGUCUCAGAAAUGCGGAAGGCCACAUGGACUAGCAUCCGAAUAACUCGGAAUGGUGAAGUUCCAAAGUGUGCAUCAUUUAAUGAUCAAGUGGUACAGAUAUCAGGUGAACUUCCAAAUGUUCGAGAUGCAUUAUAUAAUGCUACUAGAAGACUGCGAGAUCAUAUUUUUCUCAUAGCACAAAACAGUGGCGGAACCGGUCCCUACAGGAGACCGAGGGACUCCAUUCCUCUUGGUCUUGGAGGCCAAUCAGUUGUUGGCAGUAAUCAUGGUCCAAGCAUUCAUUCUUUAUCUCAAAGCAUGGAUCAUCUCACCCUUUCUCGAAAUUCAGGUCGUUCUGCUUCAUCAGGGGUAUGGGCACCAAAGGUGGUGGGUGGGAAAAAUUCCAGAUAUACCGAUGAUGCUGGCAGGAGAUUGAAUCCUCGUGAAGGUGACUUAGAACUUGCCAGUGGGAGUAACACUGUCAUUGGUAAUGCUGCCAUUAUAACUAAUACAACUGUGGAAAUUAUGCUUCCCAAUGAUAUUAUUGGCUCUGUAUAUGGGGAAAAUGGUAGCAAUCUGGAUCAAUUGAGACAGAUAUCAGGUGCCAAGGUUGUUUUUCAUGAACCUCGUCCUGGAACAAGUGACAGAGCUAAAAUUGUCUUAUCGGGCACACCUGAUGAAACUCAAGCAGCUCAGAGCCUUCUCCAAGCAUAUAUUCUCAAUGGAUCAUCAUGAUAAUAUCCCCUCACCGAUGCCCCAUUAUUUUGAACAGUUUUGAAUUUUGUCGACAUAGUUUUUCCAUUUUUUGCGAUAUAUUUUUUGACACCACCGGAAAGCAUGUACAGCCCUUCAAUUUUACUCCACCAAUACACUUUUGCUAAAUCAAUUUAGCGUAGGUUGUUUACUGAACGGCAGUAUACUGACUCAACUCCGGUCUCUUGAAUCACUUUAGGGUAUACCUCAAUACUUUGUGUUCAACAGUUCUUUUAGAAAUAUUACCCUGUUAAGGAUGCUAUAUCUUGAUUCAACUCCUGAAUGUGAUUCUGUUUCAUGAUUUUAGACGUCUCAGCUUUUAAUAUUUCA